AUGCUGUCUCCGGCACGCCUUCUCGGCCUACUGACAAUCGUCACUACUGUUCUCUCCAAAACAGUCGAAUAUGAGUUCAACGUUACCUGGGUCCUCGCCAACCCGGAUGGUGCCAGAGUACGACCAACAAUCGGCAUCAAUCACGCCUGGCCGCUGCCGCAGAUCCAGGCCGACCUAGGGGACACUAUAGUUGUGAAUGUGCUCAACUCGCUGGGCAAUCAGUCCACGGCUCUACACUUUCACGGCAUCUUCAUGGAGGGCAUCCCGCACAUGGAUGGGACUGCCCAAGUCUCCCAGUGCGCCAUUCAACCGGGUUCCAAUUUCCAAUAUAGGUUUCAGGUCAACCAGCCAGGAACGUACUGGUACCAUGCCCAUGCCGAGUCACAGUACCCAGAUGGGCUCCGUGGUCUCUUGAUCGUGCAUGAUGCGGUCUCCCCAUACCAUGAUGAGUACAAUGAGGAGAUUGUAUUAUCGAUCUCGGAUUGGUAUCACGAGCAGAUGCCGGAGAUGAUGCCACACUAUCUCCAUCAGUCUAUGCUGCAUGAUCCUACACCGGACUCGAACUUGAUUAACGACACUCAGAACCUCCAGAUCCCGGUUCGACCAAACGAGAAAUACCUUGUUCGGAUUGCGAAUGUCGGUGGCUUCAUGGGACAAUAUGUCUCAAUCGAAGACCACGAGAUGACGAUUGUGGAAGUGGAUGGUGUCUACACGAAGCGCGCACAAGCACAGACCAUCUAUAUCGCUGCGGGUCAGCGAUACGGGGUUCUGAUCGAGGGCAAGGACAAUGCCAGUCGCAAUUACGCUAUUACCGUGACUAUGGACAAGACCUUGAUUAUGAUGGCCCACUCGCGACCUCAAGUCACCGUUACCGGGUGGUUAGUCUACGAUCAGCGCCUGCCACUCGACGAGCCAUCCGCAGACAUCGACAUCUCCCAAGCAAUUGACGACAUUACGCUGGAACCGUAUGAUUCGGAACCACUCUUCACCUCACCAGAUCAAAGCAUCACUCUGAAUAUGGGAACGGCUCGACUUGGGGAUGGAAAAAGCCACUGGACAUUCAACGACAUUGCCUACACCCCGCCCGACUACCCGGCCUUAUACCACGCCCUCGAAGCUGGGGCUCUCUCCACCGAUGCCGCGACCUACAACCAAUCCACCAACACCUUCAUCCUCGCCGAGAACCAGACCGUGGAGCUGAUAGUCAACAACGGCCACAUGAGCCGCCACCCGUUCCACCUGCACGGUCAUAACUUCCAGGUGGUCUACCGCUCCGAGGCCGGCAAUGGCAGUUUCGCGGACACCGGAGCGACCGAGGCGGAUUUUCCCAGGGUUCCCAUCCGGCGCGACACGGCCAUUGUCCAUCCCGGGGGGAAUUUGGUGCUUCGGUUCCGAUCGAACAAUCCUGGCGUCUGGAUCUUCCACUGCCACAUGGAAUGGCACGCGUACUCGGGUCUCGUGCUCACCCUCGUCGAAGCCCCGCUGGCCCUCCAGGAACGGUUGCGGCUCUCCACUCGUAUCCCGGCAGACCAUCUCGCUGCCUGCGCGCCUGGGCAGACCUUGCUGUCGGGACCGGGUGUCGAGGUCGAUGAUGCGGUCCCUUCUUCCGCGCCAGCGGAGGUUGAGGGCGAUGGAGCGGGUUCCCACACGGCGGACGGUCACGAAAGCGCUGCUGCUGUUGACAGUAAUUGGAAUCGGUGA
Molecule: messenger RNA, 1701 nt
Organism: Aspergillus aculeatinus CBS 121060
Lineage: Eukaryota; Fungi; Ascomycota; Eurotiomycetes; Eurotiales; Aspergillaceae
Product: multicopper like protein
Exons: 5
Coding region: 1-1701 (566 amino acids)
Biological process (GO): cellular response to iron ion starvation; reductive iron assimilation
Cellular component (GO): high-affinity iron permease complex
Molecular function (GO): copper ion binding; ferroxidase activity
Source: RefSeq, a predicted model, not a curated record